AGGCAGGAAUUUCCAAGUCACGGCAUUUGUCAGCAAUCACCCAGGCUCACCACCGCAGAGCCCUAGAUGCUUGUCCAGCAGCAUUCCGACAACCAACGCACCCUCUCCUGCUUGUACCCUAAGCUGUAGCGUCCGUGGUAGCCUCUCCUGCGGUUGCUGGUUGUGCUAUCUGUACAGGCGUCCGAGCAGCCCUCUUCAGUAAGGAGCUGAGCCGCACACGAGUGGCGACUGUUAACCAGUAACUCGUCUGGUAGCCACCUUCACUGCCGAGCUGAUAGCAGGUGCUCUCAGCUGUCCGUGCAGCCUGUCCGUCCCUGCUAGCUCGCAUACGCGCUAUACGCGCUACACGCGCUCCCAUUACCGACCCCCAUGAAUCCCGCCACCACCACCACCACCACCACCACCACCACCACCACCACCAGCAGUCCCAGCGAGGCGCGUCCCUGCCACUCCCAAUAUCCUCCUCACCAGUGCCAUCCCCAUCAGUGCCGUCCGCACCCUCCCCCGCGGCCGUCGUACCCGCCUGAUCCGCGCGCGUUCGACUUCUCGUUCGCCUUCAACAACCCCCACUUCAGCGACCGAUGCCUCGCCCUCCAGAUCGUCCCCCACGAGGACGAGGACCAGGAGGGCCGGCACGAGCACCAGUGCCAGCGAGACAACGACGGAAAGCGGCACGGGCACGAGUGCGAGGAUGGUCCCCAGGCGCAUCAGAACGGCUGCAGCGACCGGUUGGAAAGUCACCAGCUGGAUGCCUCUGAUUCCGGCAGAACGGACGGCGCGGACGCCGCUGCAACUCCAUCAGCCGGUGCGGUUGCUGACGUGGCGCCGCAGCUCGUUGGCGGUGCUGUGCUGGGUCGUCUCGAUCCCCGAGAGGAGCCGUCCAACGUGGCACCGCGUCUCGAUCCCCUUGCAUUAUCUGUCCGCCUGUCAAUCCCUCGUGGUGACGCGCGCAUGGGAGAGAUGGGCUGCAUGGAGUGCCGGGAAUGCGCGGGCCGUAUGCAAGCAGGCGGUGCAGCAGCAGGCGCAGACAGAGCAGGAGUGGCAGCAGGAGUGGCAGCAGGAGGAGGACGAGCAGCAGAGGGAGACGCAGCAGGGGCAGUGGACACUGCAGCAGCAGCAGCAGCAGCUGGUGCAGGUGGUGCAGAUGCGAGUGGCACCAGCACUAGUGCCAGCAGCAGUGGAGAGCGGGUGGUUCAAGUGCACGUCAUAUCCGCCAUCCUCGUGUCGCAGUCCGACUUCUUCAAAUCGCUCUUCUCACUGCAGUGGCGCCCCCCUCCCGUGCAUCCCCCCCCUGCUGCUGGUGCUGCUGGUGCUGCUGGUGCUGCUGGUGUUGCUGGUGCAGCUGCCACGGGUUCUCGUCCCGUGACCAUCCGACUGGCACCUGAAGAGGAGCACCCCUUCAUGCAGCUGCUACAGUACAUGUACACAGGGCGGCUGGGCUCCGAUGAUCCCGAGGCUGUGCUGCACUUGCUGCUGCUGGCCAACAAGUACUCCGUGCAGUCGUGCGUUGACGUGUGCGCGCACCACUUAAGGGAGGUGCCUCUAUCGCUCGACAUGGCCUGCAUUCUCCUCAGCGUGUGCUCCAACGUCGUCCUCUCCGAUGCUGCCUCGUUUCUCAUCGCCUCAUCUGCAGCCUUCCUAGUGCGGCACUUCAACGCCCUAGACACCACCUGGCAGACCCCCGAGUUCCUCUCCCUGCCUCUGGAGGCCCUGCAAGCGCUGCUGGGGAGCGACGAGGUGUGCGUGCAAGCGGAGGAGACGGUUUUUGAAGCGUGCCUGCACUGGGUGCGGCGCCACUGGCCGGAGGAUCUGAACACACGCAAGGAGAUGAUGGCCCGGUUGGCUGACAGCAUUCGCUUCCCAGCCAUGGCAACAGACGCCCUCCAUGACCUGGUCACUACCUCCCCAGAAGCCGACUCCCCAACAAUCCACGCCCUGGUCACCGAGGCCCUCUGGUUCAAGUGCUCCUCGUUUGACCGCCAGCAGCACCUCAUCCUCGACUCGCUCAAGCACCACCACCACCACCACCGGCGCUACCAGCGCCGUCGCCAGCUGUCGGUGUACAGUGAGGUGCUGCUGCAGGACUGCUACAUGCUGCAGCCGGGGCAGGCCAUUCUGCUGGCAGGAGGGGCAUGGGUGCACGGCAAGCUCUUCUCGCUCAAGGUCAUGAGGGUAGCAGCGCCUGUUGGGGGAUCAGACUUUGGCCUCUUCCUCCAGGCCUCCCAGCGGAGCCCAACCCAUGACAAGGUGUUGGACGACAGCGUGACAAUAGAGUUCACCUUCUUGGUGAAGGAGCACCCGUCGGGGCAGUUCGUGCAGCAGAAGCAGACGGCCUCGCACACCUUCAAGGGGCUGUUCCGCGAGCGAGGGUACCGCAGCCUCUUGAAUCCUUGGAACGAGGUCAUGAAGGACAAUGGCCGGUACUUCCGAGGUGGGGUCAUGCAGCUCAGGGCGGACCUGAGGAUUAUACAGCUGGGGGAGGGGCUUGCCCCUUUUGAAUGAGGAGGAGCGCUGGGAGGGGGGGGGGGGGGCUGCAGUUGGCUGAAACCGUGGGGCAAGGUCAUACUCAACGUCAAACAUACCUCCACAGGACUAAGGCCCGCCCAGUGUCCACGCAUCGCGGUUCUGCUGCUGUAUCCCCUGUUUGUGCAACCCUCGUUGCUGUAUACAAGUACCUACCUACACCUUGAUGCUUGUACAGAACGGGAAUGGCUCAAACAGAAAGGCAAGGCAAGGUUCUGCCAAACAGUCACACCACCACCUUGUGUACCUGAUACCAGCAUUGGAGGAAUGAAAAGAAUCAUUUGGG
This is a messenger RNA of Closterium sp. NIES-67, 2809 nucleotides long. NCBI's taxonomy places the organism in Eukaryota, Viridiplantae, Streptophyta, Zygnematophyceae, Desmidiales, Closteriaceae. The record is from the annotation of a GenBank genome assembly.